AUAAUGGGAUAUACUCUUGAUCUAAUCGCUUUCCAUGUCGACCGUGUUUUUUUAUUUCUUCCUUUUCGAUGCCCACAUAUAUUGAAACACAAUUCUUUUCUCAUGCGUCGACAAUAUAUAAAUAUACAUGCUUUGUGUCCAGUAGCUAGUAAAUUCGCUAAGGAAGUGAUGUGGAAUCUCAGAGUCGAGGGACUAAAAGAUAGAAUCAGAAAUGGAGAAAGAUAUCGUCUCUCGCAUCUGCGGUCAAAUUUUGACUUGAUCGAAUGAUGGUUCGAUAGAAUCAUAAUCUAAACGUAUUUGGUCGACUCAGAGUUUCAACUAAUAACGUUGUAUGACAAACGCCACAACAUUUCUCAGUAGAGAACCCAACAGGUGUGACAAAUUUUAAAAAAUGGUCUCAUCCCAAGGAAAGGUUGCCGAAGAGAAUGAUUCCCUGUCCUAGAGGGCACUUCACUCUAUAAUGCAAAAUGUUUGAUUCAAAAAUGAAAGAUUUUUCUCAAGAAAGACGGUACCUUGAAAUACUGACAAAUCCACUUCUGUUCAUUCUUCUAGUUUCACAAACGAUGGAAAAUAAGACAAUUAUUAUCAGCAAUUCUGUUAAAGUAGACGAUAGUCAAAAGGCAACGCCGGUCGGAAUACCAACUACGAUAAAUAUGGAAGAGAUAACUUUAAUUUGGUUUGAUGAAGAUAUCCGUUUAAGAGAAGAUAUAAAGGAAACGACAAAAGUUCUUCGACAAAUAAAUGACUGUAUCAUAUUUCACGACGACAAAGACAAAUGUAUUAAACACAUUAAAUCAAUUCAACAUGAAAAAAUACUUUUCAUCUCAACAUGUGAAUCUGCCUUGGAUAUUUUGAAUAUUGUACACCAUUUAAGCCAAAUUCAUUUAGUAUUUCUGCUUUCCACGACCCCAAAACAAUAUGAGCAUUUAUUGCAUGAAUAUUCAAAAAUUGUUAGAAUAUUUGAAGAACAACACGAGCUUAUUAACUCAAUUAAACAAAAUAUCGAUUUAGCUGAAAAGCAAAUGCAAACAUUUAGCUUUUAUGAUCAAAAUCAAAAUCUGGCUCAGAAAUACGAAGAACUAAAAACCCAGCAAACCUCAUCCACCGUGAAAACUCUGUACCGCGGACUUAAAUUGUCUGAUAAUGACUUUCACAAAUUGAAACAGUAUGAAGGGAAAUUAAUAUCGGCUAAUGGAUUUUUCUCAACAAGUGGGUCGAAACAAGUAGCUCUUAUGUUCGCCAGCGAAUCAGCAACAGAACCUCCACAGCAAUCAGUUCUAUUUGAAAUACAAUGUGGAAUACCAGCCAACAUGGCCACACUUGCAGACAUAUCCGAAAUCAGCAAUUUUCACUCAGAAGAAGAAGUUUUGUUUGAUCUGGGAGCAAUAUUUCUAAUUCAGACAAUCGAACCAAGUCCGAAAUCAAACGUUUGGGUCAUCAAAAUGAAAGAGACUGCUCAAGGCGCAUCAGUUGUCCGAGACUACAAGGAACUAAAUAAAAAAGCCAUGCAAAAACAUAGCGCAGUCAUCAUCUUCGGUGAUCUUCUUACCAACAUGGGUCAAUAUGCCAAAGCACAAACGUAUUUCGAAAGCCUCUUAGCAUCUCCAAACCGAGAAGAUAUAAGUUGGAUCUACCACAAAAUUGCAACCGCUCACUACCGCAAAGGUGAAUACGAACAAUCAUUACAAUACUCCCUACGCGCUCAAGAAACAAACAUGAAUGACGAUCCAACCGCAAGUCAAACACCGGCACACAUUAUAACAGACAUUGCCAGUGUUUACUUUUCAAAGGCAGAUUAUGAUCAAACAUCGGACUCUCACCCGAAAGCAUUAAGACUGGCAGAAAUUCGUCUUCCUCCGAACCAUGACAGUACAGCGGCAAGUCUCAUGACUAUCGGGAAUAUUUAUUAUUCCAAGGGAGAUUCUGAUCAAGCUUUGCAAUAUUCUCUAAAAUCAUUAAGAAUGCACGAAAUUUAUCUUCCUCCAAACCAUGACAGUACAGCUGCGAGUCUCAUCAACAUUGGGAAUAUUUAUUAUUCCAAGGGAGAUUCUGAUCAAGCUUUGCAAUAUUCUCUAAAAUCAUUAAGAAUGCACGAAAUUUGUCUUCCUCCGAACCAUGACAGUACAGCUGCCAGUCUCAGGAAUAUUGCGAAUAAUUAUCGAGCGAAGGCAGAUUAUGAUCAAGCUUUGGAAUAUUCUCUAAAAUCAUUGAGAAUGCAAGAAAUUUGUCUUCCUCCGAACCACCACACUACAGCUGCGAGUCUCAUGACUACUGGGAAUAUUUAUUAUUCGACGGGAGAUUAUGAUCAAGCUUUGCAAUAUUACCUGAAAGCAUUGAGAAUAAAAGCCAUUUGUCUUCCUCCGAACCAUGACAGUACAGCUGCGAGUCUCAUCAACAUUGGGAAUAUUUAU
Messenger RNA from Didymodactylos carnosus, 2411 nucleotides. NCBI's taxonomy places the organism in Eukaryota, Metazoa, Rotifera, Eurotatoria, Philodinida, Philodinidae. The record is from the annotation of a GenBank genome assembly.